AUGGCCGAUGAGGCCACAAUGCUGGUGCUGCUCGUGCCGCAGUGGACCAAACCAGAAGGAAUAGACCAGAUGUCUUACCUGCUGGAACUUUUCUGUGAGGGACAGGUGGAACAACCGAGGAUCAUUCACACAGAUUUACUCUUUCAUUCUAUCUCGGACUUCCAACAUGGCAAGAAAUACACUGUCCAAGUAUCUGCACUGAAAAAUGGCCGUCAAAGCACACCCACCUCCAAAAGUUUUACAACAGAACUCCUCCUUCCUAAGCUGCUGUCAACCUUGGGCCUGGGGGAUCUUCAUGGAGGGAAACUCACACUCAGCUCAGUCCUGGAGAUCAACAGUAACACAGUGUCUGACAAACCAUCACAGAGUCUGGAGCAGCUACCAUGGACCUUCUUAAGGAAACUGAUGAUGUCCAAUUUAAAUGCAAGAAAUAUGAAAUGUGAAUCAUACCAGCGAAUGUAUGAUUAUAGUUUCACUGAUGAUGAUGAUUCUGAUGUUAAUCCUCUAGAUUUGAUCACUGCGCUUUUCCACUGCUCAGAUUUUUUCCUCCAGCAGGAACUGGUCUCCAAAAUGUCCAUGUGCCAGUUUGCUGUUCCUUUGCUGCUGCCAAACUGUGACACACAGCAAAGCACUCUGAUGCUGUGGGCCAUGAGAGACCUUGUUAAAAGGUUCAGGCCUAAUUCUCUAGCAGGUGACAGGACAUUUGUAGAGGGCAGGAUCGUAGAAAUGGACAUCCCCAUGGUGUCUUUUGUUAGACUAGGAGAGAGUAGUCUGCCCAAAUCUCAAACUCUGAACAAGUUACUCAGUAAUCCUCAUCAGCCCAACAACACAUUUGUUCACUGUGACAUGGAGUGUGGUGAUGUGCCCAGGAGAAUCUCAGAUGGUCUGGUUGAAGUCAGCUGGUAUCUACCCUGUGGGAACACAAACAUUGACUUGUUCACACAGCCAGUGGCCAUAGCCAAUCUGAGAGGAGAUGGCAGGUUGUUUAAGACCCAGAUGUCCUUCCUGUAUGAGACCUCAGCUGCAGUUUUCAUCUUCAUUGAUGACCUAGAGGGAGACCUCAGCACUCUGAACAACAGAGAGAGCAGAGCUGAGCUGUUCCUGGUCACCAACUCUCAGAGUAAGGUCUUCAACAAGGAGACACUCAGGGAUAGAUGCAUGAAGCACAAGGUGAAGGAGACCAAUGUGAUCAUCAAGAAAAAGCAGAAUGAUGCAGAGUUUGUAAAGACUUUGCGUUUCCAUGUGAAUGGUGCCAUGGGAAAGAAUCCAAUUAAAAUGAAAGUGGAAGACAUGGCUGCUGUUUCUCGACAUGUUGGUAUUGUGGUUGAUGAGGACUGCACUGAGUGUACAAAUGGCAGAGCAAAUGCUGAAGGCAUCACUGGAAGCAUUCAGGAUGUUGUGGAAUUCAAGGAAGACCAGUUGCCCUUACAUGGUGAUAUCUGGAAGCAAAUCAGUCAGAUAGAAAAAGAGAACUGCAGAAUGCGUUAUGCAGACAAAGACAUAGAGAGUUACAGGAGUUCACUCAAGACAAAAGAAGAAAAACUCAGAAAGAAACAGCAGCAGACGGCUGUCUCAGAAGCCAUGGUGAAAUUCACUUCUGGAAUCUCAGAGUCAGGAACAGAGCGUCUCUACUUCCUGAAGUGGCUGAAGAUUCAGCUGGACACCAUCUCUAGACAUAACCUGUCCACACUGAGAGAGCAGUACAAAGACUGCUGUAGAAACACACCACAGAAUAAGAAGCUGAUUGCAGACUUGAAUGAGAAAAUCUCCAACUGCUCGUUGGGUCCUGAGCACUUCUUCCGUGAGCUGGGCCAGCUUUAUGAGUGUGCUUGCUCCCUUCCAGAAAACAACCCAGGCCGACAACAAGUCCAGCACCUACCUGCUCUGUGUGCUCAGAUGCUGCUGGAUGGGUUUCCAGUUGAGCUGGUCGAUGGAGACGCAUCAAACAUCCCAAUGAAGUGGAUUAAAGAGGUCCUGACUCAGCUACAUCAGCUGGUGGACACCAAGAGUAAGAUCCUGGUGUUGACUGUGCUGGGAGUGCAAAGCACUGGGAAGUCAACCCUUCUCAACACCAUGUUUGGAGUGCAGUUUGCAGUCAGCAGUGGAAGAUGCACCAGAGGAGCCUUCAUGCUGCUGAUUAAAGUCUCUGAGGAAUUCAGAUCUGAGCUCCAGUGUGACUUCAUCAUGGUCAUUGACACGGAGGGCUUAAAAUCACCUGAGCUGGCAUCAUUGGACACAAGCUAUGAACACGACAACGAAUUAGCAACGCUGGUCAUAGGGCUCAGUGACAUCACCAUCAUCAAUAUUGCCAUGGAGAACAACACAGAGAUGAAGGACAUUCUGCAGAUUGUGGUCCACGCCUUUCUCCGGAUGAAGGAGGUUGGGAAGAAGCCCAGAUGUCUGUUUGUGCAUCAGAACGUGUCCGACAUGUCUGCUCAUGACAGCAACAUGAGAGACAGGGAGAAGCUGAUGGAGCAGUUGGAUGAGAUGACUCGAGCAGCUGCUAAAAUGGAGAAAAAAGUAGGUUAUACAAAGUUCACUGACGUGAUGGACUACGAUCCUGACAAAGACAGCUACUACAUCCCUGGACUUUGGCAUGGAACUCCCCCAAUGGCCCCAGUGAAUGCUGGUUACAGUGAAGCUGUCUAUGAACUCAAGAAGAAUUUACUUGGCUCCUUACACACAUCUGAUAACAUCUACAGAAUAAAUGCAGAGGGCUUUCUGAUGUGGACUAGUGGUUUGUGGGAAGCUGUGAAAUAUGAAAAGUUCAUGUUCAGCUUCAGGAACAGUUUGGUGGCAGAUGACACAAAUAUCAGAAAAUGCAUGAGUUGUUCAUCAGGGACAGUGACCCAAAGAUACGCUUAG
Molecule: messenger RNA, 2865 nt
Organism: Clupea harengus (Atlantic herring)
Lineage: Eukaryota; Metazoa; Chordata; Actinopteri; Clupeiformes; Clupeidae
Product: up-regulator of cell proliferation-like
Exons: 3
Coding region: 1-2865 (954 amino acids)
Source: RefSeq, a predicted model, not a curated record